AUGGUUUACCUGACUUCCUUGACCUUCUGGCUGGCUCUGGCCUUGCUGAAUCGAAGCUUAGCUUGCUCCUACUUCGAAGUGAACACCAGCCUUCCGGAAGGGAAGAUCAUGGGACAUACCAUGGAGUUCGACCGUUACUACAACGUUUUUGACUCGUAUUUCAAGGUCAUUCCAAGGGGCUAUCCGCACCGCUUGUACAAUGACACGAAUGACACGGCCUGUGGCAGCCAGACAAGCAGCCAGGGCAGCUUGGGCUACGUCGGCAUCGAAUUUGCCGACCUCUUUGGUGAUGGGAUGAACGAGGAGGGCCUUAUCAUCGCGUCGCAGUCCUUGUAUCGCUCGCAGUACCAGAAGUGCAACCCAUGCUCCAAGCAUUACAAGACGAUCAAUAUUAUGCAACUCCCUGCCUACAUCCUGAGUCACUUCAAAAACGUUCCAGACUUGAAGUGGGCUAUUCGACACCACAAGAUCUGCGUCGUGAACACCGAUAAAGAGAAGACGAGCAACUUGCAUUGGGCCAUUGCGGACAAGAAAGGGAACUCCAUUGUAUUGGAGUAUAUUGAUGGAGAGCCUCAGAUCCAUGAGAAUUACGUGGGCGUCAUGACGAAUGACCCGCCUUACCUAUGGCAGGUUGACAAUCUCAACACCUUCGCUUGGCUGACUGCUGAUGCCAAUGUGACAUCGCAAGAUCUGAGACUAGACACUGGGAACCAACUGCCAGGGACGGAUGCCGUACCGAAGAACUGGGGCCAUGGCUUCAACAUGGGGGGGCUACCGGCAGAUGCCUCCCCCCCCUCGCGCUUCGUGCGCAUGUUCUAUACCCGUCAGGUGUCCCAGCUCAACUCCAAGCCCCAGGACAUGCCGGAAUUCAUGGCCUUGGUUCAAGGUAUCCUCAAUACGAUCUACAUCCCCAAAGGCUUCACUGGCGUCGACCCAAGCCAACAGGUUCAGAGUGAUCAUACCGCAUGGGCCACCAUGCGCGUGCCCAGCACGGGGUUCUACGCCUUUCGCACCUAUGCGAACAUGCAGUGGCACGUGAUCAACACCAAGCUUCUGGGCUGGAACCAAGCGGCGACCCUGAACGUUUCUGGGAGCAGCAUCCUUGACAGCUUCAAGGACAUUACGGGCGACUUGCCACAGAAUCAAAAGACGGCCAGGACUAACUUCCUUGCGCCGGUUCAAAGGCAUGAGGGAGACGACUCAGUUUUUCUUCAGCACGAGGAGAUGUGA
Messenger RNA from Effrenium voratum, 1230 nucleotides. Lineage: Eukaryota; Dinophyceae; Suessiales; Symbiodiniaceae. The record is from the annotation of a GenBank genome assembly.